CCCCCACUGUGUUUUGCUAAGAAUAGCGGCCCGAGUCCUUGGAGAUGCGACGCAAUUGCCGGCGCGCCGCUGUCGGGCGCUCGCCGACCAGUUCGAAUCCCUGCCGCGUUUCCAUCAAGUGGAGAGAAGCAGACCCGGGCGGGGCGUGAAACGGGCGGCCGAUGUGAUGGUAAGCUUGUCUCCCUCGUCUCUUGUCCAUCACAGAGCACACAACGCAAGAUGAGCAAUGCUACAACAUCCGCACCGCCAACGGCGCCGGAGAAGACGACGACAAAAGCCUGGAGGAUCCAUCGCAAGGGCCCGGUGCUGGACAAUAUCCGCUUGGAGGAAGAGGUGCCUGUCCCACCGCUCAAGCCUGGUCAUGCACUCGUCGAAAUCCACAGCGUCGGUCUCAAUCCGUCUGACUGGAAGAUCGCGGAAGUGAUGCCGUCUUUUUGGCAGCCACUUCCACGUACCAUGGGCUCCGACUUCGCAGGCCGCAUCCUAGCAUGGGAGGCGCCCGCAGACAGCAGCAAGAUCAGCUUCGAGCCCGCAGAGGGCUUAGAAGUAUUUGGCUUGUUCCCCAUCCGCGAGAUCUCUAGCAAUGGCAGUCUCUCCCACUACGCCGUAGCCAACAUGGCGCGCAUGACGGCCAAGCCUAGCAACGUACCCUUGGCCACCUCUGGCGGAUUGUCCAUCACCGCAAUGACGGCGCUUAAGCUCGCUCUGCACGUCAAAAAGGGUCAGACAGUGCUGCUACUCGGAUCCACAACGACUGUCGGUCUCCUCCUUGCCGACCUGCUCAAAUCGCCACUCAUCGAGGCCAGCUACGUCUGCGGAACGGCAUCGAGCAGCAAGAUGACCUUUCUCGAACAACGCGACAAGCUUGACGAGACCAUUGACUACCGCGAGCAAGACGUCGAGACCAUCCUCGCAGAGAAGCACUCACUCUCGAGCGAGGCCGCAUUCGAUGUCAUUCUCGAUUGCGUCGGCUCACCACGCACGCUAGAACGCUGCGAGACGUUCCUCAAACCCGCAGGCUCGUACGUCAAUGUGGGCGCUUCGGACGGCGUCUCAGGUCGCUUCAUCUCUUCCAUGCUGCCGCUUGUCAAGGCAGUGCUUAAGACUACGCUACUUCCUCGCUGGCUGGGGGGGAUCAGCCGCAAGUACAUCAACGAGGCGCCUACGUACGAGGCGAGUGACUGGCGGCAGCUCUGCGAGGCACUCGAGAAUGGCUACAUGAGGCCGGUCGUGGACUCCACCUACGCUUUUGACGACGUCAAGGCUGCGUACGAGAAGCUCAUUGGCGGGCGGGUGCUGGGAAAGAUUUUGAUUGACGUCAAAGGAGCAGCUCGCGGCUCCCCAAGCUCUUAGAGACGUAGUCGAGACAGAGUAACAGCAUUGAAACGACGACGAGCCAGCCCGUAGCAGUCUCUGCCACUUUACAAGAGGCCGGUGGCAUUGGGCGCCUUGACGUUCUCCCAGUCCCUGCACCAGACAUGGAAGUCGACCCAAGACUUUCUCGUCGCAACGGCUCGUUUGGCUGAAACUGCGCUCUUCGGGAUG
Molecule: messenger RNA, 1545 nt
Organism: Jaminaea rosea
Lineage: Eukaryota; Fungi; Basidiomycota; Exobasidiomycetes; Microstromatales
Product: GroES-like protein
Exons: 2
Coding region: 220-1353 (377 amino acids)
Molecular function (GO): oxidoreductase activity
Source: RefSeq, a predicted model, not a curated record